AUGCUAGGGUUGGCGGGUCGGUUUUUGGUGCUCGCCCUCUUGGCGGCCGCUUGUGGCGCCUCGAUUGCCAAUUUACCUGCCGCAUGUGACUUGGAUGCUGUUGACGCUGCGGUGGUGCACGCGCAAGCGGCAUGUGGAGUCUCGUCCCUCGAGCGUCUUGUACCCCCGGAUAAUAAUAACGAAACCGCCGACAACGAGCAGUGCAAUGCUCCGCGCCAACAAUGCGUUGAGCUCUUGCAGGAUUGGAAGCAAUGGGAACUGACCGGCGGCUCAACCUGCCUGACGGAGCCCGCCUCUAUGAUGUCCUCGUCCUACCUCGAGCUCACUUGUGCAGCAUCCUGCCAAGAGGAGCGAGCUCGGCGCUUGGCCGCCAUGGCGGCCGAAGGCUGUCGCAUUUGGCCCAUUUACCAACACCUCGAGUACUCCAGUGCUUUGACAUGUUUACAGGUGCAAUUGCUUGCUCCAAAAGCGAUGGCCUGCUAUUCAAUUUCUCUCUCUCCCUUCGCGCGCGCUCUCUCCCUCCCUCCCUCUCUCUCUCUCUCUCUCUCUCUCUCUCUCUCUCUCUCUCUUUCUUCCAUUUUGCGCAACGAUGAAAUGCUCACGCCUGUCCCUUCCUUGCUUUUAUCCAUCAACACCGACCACGCCUUUGUCUGCAUUCGCUCGCGGGACAGAUAUUGCUCCUCUGACUUGACGUCAGCUCGGUCCCACGGGGCCGAAAGCACGGCUGCAGCCCUAAUGACACAUCCAGAAUUGGAUGCUGCCAACGUGGGUCUCAACCAUGAGUUGGAGCAAGCCGGCAAUGUGCAGCACAGCUUCAACCCACGGUGGAGCGGUACUAUCUCGAGCCUGUGGAACCUUCAGGAUCUUGUGCGCCAACGGAUGUGGAUGGAAGCUGUGCCAAGCCGUUCCUAUCCAACAGUUGCUGUGGCAUUCAAGGCUCGCCGUGUGGUGCAGAACUUUACGAUGCGUGCCUCGACUUUUCCCCUGGCCAGAGGUAUGUUGGACAAGUCCAAACGAUUCCAUUUGGAUGUUUUACUUUUGCGCGCGCGAACGCACGCUCUCUCUCCCUCCCUCUCUCUCUCUCUCUCUCUCUCUCUCUCUCUCUCCUUGCCUUUUCCAAUGAUAUUCUCGUUGUCACGAAUGCUGUGGUCACACACGGCGCCCCUGUACCUGGCGCGCUGCGAUCCGGUGAGGCCCUUGAAAACUCCACAGCUUACUCUCUCGCGUACAACGAGUUGA
Molecule: messenger RNA, 1239 nt
Organism: Monosiga brevicollis MX1
Lineage: Eukaryota; Choanoflagellata; Craspedida; Salpingoecidae
Exons: 12
Coding region: 1-1239 (412 amino acids)
Source: RefSeq, a predicted model, not a curated record